AUGGCGGUGCUGACUGGCUGCCAGCUGAUCUAUAUCGAGCGUAUUCGGCCCUUCACAAAGCUAUGGCUUUCAAUCAGGUGGGCGAUCCACUAUCUUCUAUCCAGCGCAAACACAGGCAAAGUGACGCGGCAUAUCUACGGUUCUUAUCCUUGUGGCUUCUCUUCUUCGCCGUCAAUCCUCGAACCCCCCAUGGAUGCACCUGCCGAUGUCGUGAAAAGUGUUACCCAGAUACGGAUACACCAUUAUCUAUAUGUGGUGGCAUUCGCGUGCCUGUUUUACGAUCAUGUUAUCACCCUCGACGCUGAGAUUAAAUACGUCUGGAGACGGAACAAGAAUGCCAACGCCUACCUAUUCUUCGUGAAUAGAUACUUCGCCUUUGUGGCAAAUAUAAUCGUCUUCAUUCCUCGGCUUGGAGAGGACGUCGGAAUCGAAGCGUUGUAUACAGGUUUUACAGUAGUUCGCGAACUCCUACUAAUUUUCAGUGGUGUAUUUAUCUGUGUACUCCUCACUCUCCGGAUCUACGCACUUUACGAACGCUCUCGCCGCAUGUUAAUCUUCUUUGUGUGUUUUCUGGUCAGUGGCAUAGCGGUCUCUAUUUUUGUGAUAACACAAAAGAGAAUCACAAGGCCGGACCCAGUAACAGGCUGUGAACUUGGCCUGUCGCGCGAAAAUGCUUAUCGAAAUGCGGCAGUUUGGGAAUGCCUGCUACUCUUUGACACUGUGGUUUUUGGGUUUAUUUUGUACAGAAUAUGGAGCGAUCGUCGACGAAUUUCGCUAGCCGAGGUCAGAAUCCCUCUGCGUUACGUCUUGCUAAGAGAUGGUGUCGUGUACUACGCAAUAAUGGUGCUUGUCAAUUUGGCAAACAUCCUCACUUUCUACAUUGCUGAACCCCUCCUGCGCGGUUGUCUGUCCACGUUGGCGAGCAAUUAUAAUGAUGACCCGACUCAUGCUUAA
Molecule: messenger RNA, 954 nt
Organism: Cyclocybe aegerita
Lineage: Eukaryota; Fungi; Basidiomycota; Agaricomycetes; Agaricales; Hemipholiotaceae
Source: the annotation of a GenBank genome assembly